Messenger RNA from Cloeon dipterum, 1384 nucleotides. Its product is annotated as UBA-like domain-containing protein 2. The transcript is spliced from 4 exons. Gene Ontology annotation, molecular function: protein binding. The record is from RefSeq and is a predicted model, not a curated record. Lineage: Eukaryota; Metazoa; Arthropoda; Insecta; Ephemeroptera; Baetidae. Bases 97 to 573 code for a protein of 158 amino acids.
AGCACAGUCAAGCAGGCCAGGCAGAAGUGGAAGUGGGGGAGCGACGAGUUGUUGAAAACAAACCCCGCAGGUCGCAGCCGAUAUUUCGGGCCGAAAAUGGACUCUUUGAAGGAACAGGUGAUGAUCAACCAAUUCGUGCUGGCCGCCGGAUGCGCCCGCGACCAGGCCAAGCAGCUGCUGCAGUCGGCACACUGGCAGUUUGAGACGGCGCUGAGUAUUUUCUUCCAAGAAGCGGCGAUCCCGAGCUGUCAUCCGCAAAACAGCCACCACUUCGGCCAGGUGUGCACGCCGUGCAACACGCCAGCCACUCCGCCCAAUUUCCCAGACGCGCUGCUGGCCUUCUCCAAAUUGUCCGCCGCAGACAAAAUGUCCAAUUCUCCGAACACAGGGUUCUUCUCGACGUCCCCAAACCAGACGACGUUGGUGAGUCAGCAGGCUGGCGGCGCCGGCGGCCAGCACCACCACUUCAGUCAGCCGGUGCAGGUGCAGCCGCAGCAGGCGCAGCAGCCGACGACAACGACGACGCACCACCACCUUCAUCAGUCGACGCAGCAGCACCCGUUCGGCAGAUAAGUCGGCCGCCGAUGCCCGCCACCGUGCUGUUGUUGCCGACGCCGUCGCCAACGCGCGGCCAGGGGAGCGACUGACGAGACGAGCGGAGGGGAAACGGAGCAAACUCACUCAACACUCACUUUUCCGCGCGCUCGGAGGGCCUAGUCAGGUGGGCCGAGUCUCCUCCGGGCCGGGCGUCCUCGGCCAUCCACCCUCCCCUCGCACGUGCCCCUGCCGCCGCCGGAUCCUCUUUUACCCCCACGAGGGAACACGACCCCCCAGCACCUUCUCCUCCUCCUCCUCCUCCCCUCUUUACGUUGGUAACGAAGCGUAGAGCCUAGUGAUGACUUUAGUUUCUGGUGCCGCCGCUGCCGCCACUGUCGGACUUGGUUUUUUCGUAGGUUUUGCUCACACCGAGAGAGUGAAUGAAUAAAUACCUGAACGAGAACACUCUGUUGUUACACGAAGAUAUAUACCUAACGCUAUGUAUAUGUGUAAAACGUAAUAAUAAUUCAUCCUUCGGAGCGAGUGAACGAUUUUUACUAUCUUGGCCUAACGAGGAUGCAAUGCAAACAAAUAUGACGCUUCACAAGAGAGUUGUUCUGGUGUGCAUGCUAGGUACAUAUGGGUGUUUACAAUCUAUCAUAAUUAACUCAAUUCAUUACUAAAAAGCAGACACACACACAACUACAUGUAAAUACAUGUGUAUUUUAAAUCCAAAUGUGAUAAUAUCGUUUAGAGUUGCGAAUAUAUAGCUAUAAAAAAUAAAAUGAUUCACACUCUAUCAUCAUGUAUGAUUGAUUGAACAAUAAAUGCAUGGUACUGUACAAUA